AUGCUGACGAGCUCUCGGGUGCACGGCGCAGUUUCUCCGGGGCUGAGCGUGGGUCUGUCUGCUCUGCCGCCCGGGGGGCGCUGGGCACCUCUCACCGCACACGGGCGGAUUUCAGGGCCUGGCGGGAGGGGGUCAGAGCCGUCCGCCGGGGGCAUUGCCGCCAGGGUGGCUUUUGGCCCCCACCCGCACCCCGACGGCGUCCCAGCCUGCCUGGACGAGGACGGCUUCUGCAUCCCGCCCUGGGACUUGUGGGGUCGUGUUUGCGGGGUGCUGGGGGUGGUCGCCGGGCCUGGCCAGCCUGACCCCAGCUGCCAGAAGCUGCCCCAGCCUACGUGGGACUGCAGCAGCCGCCUGUUCUCGCGGCGAGGAAGAACCUGCCAACCAAGCUCCUCUCUCCUCCGAGGGACCACCCAGACAGAUAAUCCCUGCCUUUUCUGGGAUGAAGGACCACCCAUUCUCACCGUGCCACAUCCAGAAGCCUUCCUCCUUCACCUCCUCCUGCCUGUGACAGCCGCCCACUGCCGCCGGGCCACAGCCGAGGAGUGCAAGGAGCACGUGGCCUUUGUGCCUGACCACAGCCGGGUUGAGAAAGGCUUUGAUGUCACGAUGCUGGCCCGGAAGACCUACGUGGUGGACACCAAGCAGUGGCAGAGGUGAGACGGGACCUGCACCCUGUGCUCCAAUACACUCCAGGGCAGGAGUCUCCAGCGCCUUCCCCUGGCUGUGGUCAACGGGCGGGUCAAGGUCUCAUGCCAGAGGACAGCCACCAGCUCCCUGAACUACUCGGUCGUGGAGGUGGCCCAGGAAGCCAGCACAGCCAUGGAAAACAACUGGGAGGUCAUGCUUGAUGUGGAUGUCCCUUUGAAGGGCAACGUGCAGGUGGCGAUGGCUGGUUCCCGCCCUGAUAUUGCUAAAUUCAGUGAAGACAAGGCCCGGCAUGACAAGUACUCCUUUGCCAUCCGUGAGGUCUUCUGCCAAAACUAUUGGUUCAACAUCACCAAUAAUCCCCUGCUGUCUCCUAACUUCACGCGAGCCAUAAAGGACCUGCCCUGGUACUACAACUGGGCUUCACGCCCCAAGUAUCGCCAGUUCAUUGCCACCUACGGCACCCACUACUUUGCCCAGGUCUACCUGGGGGGCCACAUCUGGAACAUCACAGCCAGCCGGACCUGCCAGACGGUGCUGGAUGGGCUGACGCCCGACAAGGUCCAGUUCUGCUUGGACCUGGAAGUGGCCAUGAGCACUGGGGCUGAGACCAGCAGAGCUGAGGGGGCCCCCAAGGUGUGCCGGAAGCAACGUGAGAAGCUUGGCAUGAACUUCUAUGAGGUCUACAAGGACCGUGACACUGAGGUCAUUGGAGGCCAUGGCCACUUCGAUUUGCUCUUCACCAAUGGGUGGGACACCAACAUUUACACCAGCUGGCUGGAAGAGCUCAAAGCCAACCCUGACCCAAUCUCCUACACCCUGGCACCUCUCCACAUUUUCGUCAAGCAACAGGACCCAAGAAGGGAGGCUCUCCAGCAAGCAGUGAGCAAAUACAUCCAUGACCAGGCCUUGUGGAGCAACUGCUCCCAGCCAUGCCUGCUCGACACCCAGCGUAGAGCCCUCUGCUCCUGUCUCUGCCCCAGGGACACCAUAGCCAAUGCCAUGUGCUGCUCCCAGGACUGGGGGUGGGGCAAGCUGGAGGUUACAGUCAAACAUGGCAAAGGCCUGUGGGGAGAUUAUGGAAGCCAGACAGAUGCCUACAUCAAGGUUUUCUACCAAGAGAGGUUGAACCAAAGCAGAACUGUGAACAACAACAACCCCAUCUGGAACAUCUGUCCGGAUUUGGGGGCUGUGAAGGUUACCAGGGCCCCCCAGCUGAAGGUGCAAGUAUGGGACAAGGACAGUGGGUGGGACGAUGACCUCCUGGGGACCUGUGAUGAACCGCUAGUGGCUGGCGCCUCUCAGCAGAAGACCUGCUACCUGCACCACGGCAAGCUAGAAUACCAGUACAAGCUGCUCUGUGGGCCGAGUCUGGGGGGACCUCAGUGCCAGGACUAUGUCCGCCAGCCCCCCGGUAGGGCAGCCAAAUAGACUGGGAUUGGGUGACCCUUG
Molecule: messenger RNA, 2097 nt
Organism: Gavialis gangeticus (Gharial)
Lineage: Eukaryota; Metazoa; Chordata; Crocodylia; Gavialidae
Gene: PRF1
Product: perforin 1
Exons: 3
Source: RefSeq, a predicted model, not a curated record